AUGACCCAAUGUAAAAUGAUCAAUUGGAGAUAUUCUAUCAACAAAAUCAUUUGUUAUGCUAAAAUAUCUACAGUUGCAGAAAAUUCAUCAACUAUUUCUAAAUCAGAAUCAAUAAUAAAAUCAUCAUUUUAUCCUACAACUAAUAUUCGACGUAAAUGGUGGAAAGAAUCUAUAGCAUAUCAAAUUUAUCCACGAUCAUUUCAAGAUUCUAAUGGAGAUGGAAUAGGUGAUAUACGAGGUAUUAUUCAACGGCUUGAUCAUAUAAAAAAUCUUGGAGUUGAUCUUAUUUGGAUAUGUCCAGUUUUUAAAAGUGCUAAUGAUGAUAAUGGAUAUGAUAUAUCUGAUUAUCAAAAUAUUAUGGAUGUAUUUGGUACAAUGGAAGAUGUUGAUGAACUUAUAAAACA
Molecule: messenger RNA, 404 nt
Organism: Rotaria sordida
Lineage: Eukaryota; Metazoa; Rotifera; Eurotatoria; Philodinida; Philodinidae
Source: the annotation of a GenBank genome assembly